Messenger RNA from Drosophila serrata, 2756 nucleotides. It is a transcript of the gene spin, whose product is annotated as lysolipid transporter protein spinster. Gene Ontology annotation, biological process: transmembrane transport. NCBI's taxonomy places the organism in Eukaryota, Metazoa, Arthropoda, Insecta, Diptera, Drosophilidae. Gene Ontology annotation, cellular component: membrane. The record is from RefSeq and is a predicted model, not a curated record. Gene Ontology annotation, molecular function: transmembrane transporter activity.
AGUGCAAAAAGCUCAUUCGAAAAAAAAAAAUUGAAAAACUCGGACGGAAAAAUCAGAAUAUCGCGAAAUAAGAGAAGCACCGCAACUGCAACUGAUACUUGGCACAAAUAGCGAUUAGAAAAGCUGAUUGAAAGUGGAGAUUUGCCAGAUUCGCAAAGAAAAGAAAAUACACAUUCUUUUGCAGUCGUUAAAUCGCGUGUUCCUCGGGCUCCGUGUGUGUGUGUGUGUGUUUGUGAGGCAUAGUGGAGAGAGGCAGGGUGUGCAAAUAACUUUUGCCGCGUUGCCAUUAUUGAGAUCUUCGGCGAAUUUGGAACCAAAGAAGAGGGCGCAAGAAGGAGAUCGGCGGGUGAAUGUCGCUGAAACACCAAAGACCCUCCUACCAACCGCUCCCCACAGCGGCAGCCAUGGAUAAUCCCGCGAUGGUCCAGAGCAGCAGCAGCGACAGCAGCCAGGAGGAUGUUGCCAACCUGGCUAAUCUGUUACCUGUUGGAUUGCCUCCGACAUACUCGUCACAGCAGCUGAUGCCGGGACUCCAGUCAGUCGUUCCCACGCGCUUCGCCGCCGUUGGGCGGUCACAAUGGUUCACUGUCGCGGUGCUCUGCUUUGUCAACCUCAUCAACUACAUGGAUCGCUUUACGAUUGCCGGAGUACUGCCGGACGUAACUAAAGAUUUCGAUAUCGGAAAUGAUAGUGCCGGUCUCUUGCAGACCGUCUUUGUUAUCUCGUAUAUGGUGUGCGCCCCAAUCUUUGGAUACUUGGGCGAUCGCUAUUCCCGCCCCUGGAUAAUGGCGGUCGGGGUGGGCUUGUGGAGCACCACAACGCUGCUGGGAUCGUAUAUGCAGAACUUCGGUUGGUUCAUCACCUUCCGGGCGCUGGUGGGAAUCGGCGAGGCUUCGUACAGUACGAUUGCGCCGACGAUCAUCUCGGAUCUGUUCAUCCACGACAUGCGCUCGAGGAUGCUGGCCCUGUUCUACUUCGCCAUUCCCGUGGGAUCCGGCCUGGGUUAUAUCGUGGGAUCCAAGACCGCUCACCUGGCCAACAACUGGCGAUGGGCUUUGAGGGUGACACCCAUUUUGGGCGUUGUGGCCGUCUUGUUAAUUAUGCUCAUCAAGGAUCCGGAGCGGGGUCAAAGCGAAGGAUCGCACCACCUGGAGGCCACUACCUACAAGCAGGACAUUAAGGCUUUGCUCAAGAACCGCUCAUUUAUGCUCUCCACGGGUGGAUUCACAUGCGUGGCAUUUGUGGCCGGAGCAUUGGCCUGGUGGGGACCUUCCUUCAUCUAUCUAGGACUGAAGAUGCAGCCCGGCAACGAGAAUCUCGUACAGGACGACAUCUCGUACAAAUUCGGUAUCGUGGCCAUGUUGGCGGGUCUCAUUGGUGUUCCAAUGGGUUCCCUCCUGGCCCAGCGCCUGCGAGGACAUUACGAGAACUGUGAUCCUUACAUCUGUGCCGGAGGACUCUUUGUAUCGGCACCCAUGGUAUUUGCUGCUCUCAUGGUGCCCCAAUCGAGCCCGGAGAUGCUCUGCUUUUUCUUCGUCUUCGUGGCCCAGGUGGCGCUCAACCUGUGCUGGUCCAUAGUGGCUGAUAUCCUGCUGUAUGUGGUGAUUCCAACGCGUCGUUCGACAGCUGAAGCCUUCCAGAUUCUUAUUUCUCAUGCGCUAGGCGAUGCCGGCAGUCCUUAUUUGGUGGGAGCGAUAUCCGAGGCAAUUAUGAAGCAUCUGCAUAAGAAUCCCAGCGAUUCUGGACUGAGAAUGCAGAGCAUGUCCCAAUUGGCGGAGAAUGCCACAGCUUUGAUCGGUACAACCGCUAGCGGCAUCAUCGACUCCAUGAAAUCUGCAUCCGAUUACACGGAUGCGGAGAAAUUUGAGGGAUUACAGUAUGCCCUGUCCACCAGCUUUGUGGAGGUCCUGGGCGGCAUCUUCUUCAUGAUCACGGCCUGCUUCAUAAUCAAGGACAAGUAUGAAGCUUCGCGAGGAUCCCAAGAGGCAUCAGCGGCUCAACAGCAGCAGCGAGCUAUUGCAUAAUACCAGCCGAUCCUGGAAGUUAUGCUGCGCACUCAGAGCUAUGACGGGGCGCUGGGUGAACUGAUUCUGACUGAAAACCAUCUUUAAUUUUAAUUAACGCUCACUCGCACUCACCGCACAUACCGCGCUCAUAUCGGCUAGUAUAUAAUUAGCCCUCGUUCAUGUUCCUAUUUGGAAGGAUCGGAAGAACCGCCGGCAUCAGCACCACACCGAUUUGUAGAUAUACUACACACCCUCACAGGCACACACCAAGUCAUAACAUUACAGAGAUCAUUUACCUAUUACUUGUAAACGGGUUGGGGCUGGUGGCCAGGACGAAUGCCAGGACACCAGCUCCAGCUCGUUGUUAGCCCUAGAUCUGGUAUUUUAGUUUUUAUUAGAAAUUAGGCAGAGCGCUCCCUCAGAUCCGAUAAUGUAAAUAGAUAUUAUCUCAGGCAUCGAGUGCGAAAACUGCCUGACGUUGGGAUAUUUAUAUAAAGAUAAAUAUAGUUCUAUUUUAAAUAUGAAGUGUAAAUAUAGAUAAGCACCGGCCAUUGUAUAAGUGCAUAGUCUGUAUAACCAAUCUAACUAUAAAGCCGUAGUUUUUACCAUACGUAACUGUAAUCCUAUUCAUUAAUUAGUUAGUCGAGUAACAAAUUGGAUGAAACCGUGUGUAUGUGCACCCUCAGCAAUUAUUGAAUAUUACAGCGUAAUUAUUAUUUUUAAACAAAACUGCAAAACAGCAUUAAUUAA